AUGCGCAAGGCUAUCCGAGAUGGGAAGCUUCAGGCAGAUGUCCAUGGCCUCUGCAUUUUCCAGGGCCUUUGCGCUUUGCCUACCCUGUUUGUCGAACAGGAUGAUCUCAUCAGCCAGGACAAAGUUGGGACGGACUACUCGCAGAUCUUCGCUUGGGAUAACCCUGUGGAACGGAGGAGCAACGGCAAGUUGCUUUGCAAUGUGCUGGACAGACUCUUGAAAGGCUACGAGACCAAGGUUGAUGCAGAGGGGGUCGCAGUUGAACCGCCUUUGGCCAAAAAACGCCGGGGAAGACGUGCUCCAUCCAAGAAGGAUGACAGCCAGACUUCGCAACCUGCUCCAGAUGGCAACCGUUCUGAGAUCCGCAUUGGCACAGUCAAGGUGACUGCCAUCAAGAACCUGCUUAUGUGGGUCACUCCGCAGGCUUACAAGAUGAUGAUGCACCAUUCCUCUGUUUGUGGAGGGGAGCGCCGUUCGGCCUUCACUGAAGCAGUGUUGGCGUGGCGUCAUUUAUGGCCAGGGAGCCCCCCAGCAGAGGGUAUGAUGCCGAAUGAGGCUGAGGAAUUUGCCAGGCGAGGUGCUGCAGCAAUGCAAAAGAAGCUGUUGCCUGAUCGGGUCAGGUCGAAGCCCUUGCAGUUCGGAAUGGAUUUGACACCAGAAGAUCAUGAAGCCUUGAUCCUGAAAAUUGUCAGCGUGUAUGAAGGUGAGAUGGAAACAAAAGGUGACUUGGCCAAGAUCAACGUGGACCAGCUGUGGAGCUACCGCAUGGUAGUGCAGGCAUGGCGUCAAACAGUGAUUCAUUGUGCCAAAGCAGACCUUGAUGAGCGAAGCUUCCAAGAGGUCCAGAGUGCCAUUGAAACCGGCGACGCAUUGGACCAGCAGCUCUGCCAUUGCUUGAAAAGCUUUCCACUUGAAUUUGGCCUCACAAUGUUGCCAGAUGUGAAGUGUUUGACAGAUGCUGGUGAGAUGCAAGAUGCAGAAGUUGAUGAUGUCAUUGAGAAAGCCGAGAAGGAUGAGUGGAUUUCCAAGCUCAUCGCCGUGGAGGCGAAAUUGAAGUUGGAUUGGAAGCUGCUCAACUCAGUGUCAGAUGGCUAUGAGGUUCUUGGAGAUUGCCUGGAUUGGCUGUCGACCCAAAAGAAAUUGAAAGUUGCACAGCACGCUCGGGACACAGUUGACAGGCACAUGAAAUUCUUCUGCCCCGUGUUGGCUGUGGAGAACAAUGAGAGUUUGCCUGGGGACCUGGAGGGCUUGAUGGCUUCCCUGCCGCCGCUGGCUGAUCCUGAUGGCAAGCGUCUCAUGGUUUUCCAUUUGGAUUUCAACAUCCCAAAUGCCCGCAAUGCUCUGAGUCUCAAAGGGCUUAUCCCAUCAUUGGCCAAUUGUGUGGGCACUACUGUGGUCUUGUGCAUCUUUCCAAACCGCAGUCGAGAGGAUAGUGAAUGUGAUCCCAUGGAAGACGAAGUGGACAUUGUCCGAAAGAUGCGUGAGGCUGGAUUCAAACGGCAAGUCCCUUUCUUCAUGCCUUUGCGUGUGCCCAUGGAGGAGACCACAAACCAGACGCAAUGGGACUUUGGGAUGCGGGGACGUCUCAUGUUUUGGGGAG
Messenger RNA from Cladocopium goreaui, 1600 nucleotides. The record is from the annotation of a GenBank genome assembly. Lineage: Eukaryota; Dinophyceae; Suessiales; Symbiodiniaceae.